This is a messenger RNA of Colletotrichum truncatum, 2019 nucleotides long. Its product is annotated as px domain-containing protein. NCBI's taxonomy places the organism in Eukaryota, Fungi, Ascomycota, Sordariomycetes, Glomerellales, Glomerellaceae. The record is from RefSeq and is a predicted model, not a curated record. Gene Ontology annotation, molecular function: phosphatidylinositol binding.
AUGGCCACCUCACUCCUCGACGCCGAGCAGGCGAAGGCGCUAUUCAACAUCCUCACUCAUUCCGAGACUUACCACGAGAUAGAAGACUUCAAGGAACCAGAAACGAUUUCCAAGUACGGCUACCCCUUCGCGGCGAUUACCCCCAAAGCUGGCGAGGCAGUCGUUUACGCCACCGAGUCAUCCACGCCUCUUCUCCAGUCUCUGUUCAACAAGUUCGUCCUCAGCUUACCGGGCGUAUCGUCUAUCUCAUCCGAUUUCUGGAAUGUUCGUGUUCAGGGGAUUUUGAAAAAGUUCGCCGAAGUCGACCUGUCGGAGAGCUACGAGAAAGGCUCGCUGGGUACUAGAAAGACCCUGGCCACCGCCUCCUCGACCAUUAUCGAAGCCGUGACGCGGGGUGUCAUUGGCGGCGGACCUAUCAGCGACCCAGCUACUCGGCCUAGCGAUUACAAUUUGCAAAAUGCUUCGGAUUUAUCGCGGGCCUGGGACGACGCCAUGCAUGGCCUCGUCUACGAGAACCUCUGCGACGAACUACUGGACUAUCUGGCUGAAACAGACGACUUUGAGUCUCACUCUCCAAUGACGAGGGCAGCGUGCGAAUACAUACUCAUUCACCUGGCAACACUAUGCCACCAGGUCCUCGUCAUCUCUCCAGAAGGCCAAUAUCUCGUCAAUCUGAUGGACAGUGUUCACAAAAUGGUCCCAUAUGGCAUGGUUCGUCAGACAUUGCGUGUCGGUAAUGCUGCGACAAUGAUUGCUGGUAUGAUGAAGAUCUUCUUGGCCAAGCUGAGUGUGGGCUCUGUCUCAAAUUGGGUUGGCCUCACCACGAAUGCCGCAGAUGGCCAGAACCUCCUCCAGAAGAUAAUCUCGGUAAUUCUCGGCUGGGAUUGCACUGACUUUAAAAAGACAGUCGACAAGAUAGCCAAAGCCAAGGACGGCCCAAGUAAAGGUGCCCUUGCUGCCAUCAAGGCUCAUUGCCAGGCUUCAAAGAGCGAGCGUGUGGCAGUUAGAGCGCAGAGCCUGCGCGAAUCAAAGUCCGUUGUUGCUGUCAUUCUUGAGAAGGAAAAUCCAGCGUUACUGGAAGACACCAGCGACUAUGAACACAAGCAGUGCCUCGACUAUUACGCUGCACUGCUUGCUAUUCGUGACCGAGAGGAAAUCAUCGCCGUCCUGUGCAAGCAAAGCCCGGACCUCCUCACGCAAGCAAUCCGCGACGCUGUUGCUGGCAUGGAUCCCAUUAUCCGGGCUGUUCAUAACAAGGUGGACUUGUCGGACCAUGUCAAGGACUACCAAACUUUCCUCGAACAACUCAUCGCUACUAGUAAACCGAAGAAAGCAAAGCCGAAGAGCGAGCACGAGUCGUUGCUACCCACUGUGGAAGAUUAUGUCCAGCUGCUCAAAAACAACAAACAAAUGCUGUACAAGUGGUUACACGCUGUCAGCAAAAACUGCCCAGAAGUUAUGGACCAGUUCAGGACAUGGGCAAAGGAUUCGCUGACGGUCUUUGACCGGCAAAGCAAUGGCGCCAGCAUCGACGAUAAACUCAAUGGAUUGUUUAGUCAGGUUCCGGACGAGACAAAAGCGAAGAUCAUUCCUGCCAUCGACGCUCAUGCGGCUUACUUGCGAGAGUUGAACAGCCUUUCGUCCACUAGAAUGCAAGCAAUCCUCGAGGGUAGCUCGUCAAGCAUGGCAGGACCAGGCGUUUAUCUCAUGCGCUGGCAGUCUCUCUUGGAUGAAACCUACAUCACGCCAUCAAUACCGAAAGGACCUAUAAGAUGCGGCAAAGACGUCAAAGGGAUUGUCGCACAGGGUAGCAGGAAGUCCGUUUCCAGUGAUGCGGGCGAGGCCAUUGCAGCCAUUCAAUCUGAGGCCUUAUCAACGUUACCAGAAGCUCCGGACGUACAGCCUGUCAUAGAGGCGUUGAUACCCCUGUUUAAGAAGAUGCUCACGACAACAAGCGAACGAAAAACGAACGGGACCAAUGGCCAUGCGCUGGCGGACUUAACACUGGCAAACUGGUAG